Trichobilharzia regenti is the source of this 12246-nucleotide messenger RNA. NCBI's taxonomy places the organism in Eukaryota, Metazoa, Platyhelminthes, Trematoda, Strigeidida, Schistosomatidae. The record is from the annotation of a GenBank genome assembly.
CUCCCACGAUUCAUGCCCACUAAUGAACAAGGUGAAGAGGUCAAAAGUCAGAUAUGGAAAGAGAUUGAUUGCAUCAGAUCCGGUGACUUGAAGACAAUGAAUUUAAGGCAUUCUUUGUCUCGUUGGCAUGAAGUUCUUGUGAAGAAACUUGAAUGUGGCCGGAAUUUUAAUCGUAUCAUAACUAAUUGUUCCAAGAAAAUCCACUCAUUGACAUUAAAUCUACAACCUGCUGAGAGUAUGGAGACAGUCGACUGUGUAGCAAUUGAGAAACGUCUGUUGCAUUUACAAGUAAUCAUGAAUCAAACUGAUAAAAUGCUUCAUGAUCUUCAAACAAUUGAUUUCCGAACAUCCAUCAGUCAUUCAAUAAAGUUUAUCAAUCUUGUCAAUCAGCUUCUGGUACUACGUCAACAGAAUAUCGUUCAACGUGUAUUGUACAAUCGUUUGAAAUACUAUCUAUCCGAAUUACAAAACCCGUCAACAUUCCAUCGACGUCUACUACACGUAUUUAAACUUGGUACAGAAGGCUGUCGACAAAUUACAAGUGAAUUAAUGCGUAUAUUGAAUCUUACAGGAUCAGUAGAUGAUGCGACUUAUUGUGAUGAUAAAAUUCAUGAGUCGUCUAUGGAUUAUCAGUACUUAGAGAAGCCAUUGUUUAAAAUGCAAAUAAAAUCUCCGGGACAGAGUGGUUUGGAACAGCUAUUUUGUAAACUUUCAUUAGUCGAUAAAUAUUGUUCUGAAGCUCAAAGUUAUCUUAGUCAAAAAUUUUCAUGGUUCCCUUUAAAAUCUGGAUUAUCAUUGAAUAAUCAAUAUGAACCGAUGAUUGGUUCUGAUGGAUCUGAAAGCUACCUGAAUGAAUUAAUUAAUCAACUUGUCAUAUCUUUAUUAUGUCCAUCUGUAGUUAAAACAAAAAUUGAAACUUUAUCUGGGGAAUCAGAAAAAUUGAGAAAUGUUCUUUCUGCAUUUGCUGACAGUACAAAUGAAAUGAACGCUUUUCGUGAUCAGUUAUGCAUAGCCAUCCCUCAAUUAACUGGAUAUCAUCUAACUAAUUUAUCAAAGGCUGUAGAUGAAUUAGAACUUUGGGCUAAUAGUAAAUUAAAUGAAUCACAUUGUCCAAUGGAUCCUGUUGAAAAAAGACAUCCACAGCUAGGAGCUCAAUUGAAACAUGCUGGUCAACGAUUAAUGGAGUUAGAAACGUGUUUAGAGCAUAGUCGUGAAGCUGCCAAUAUUCUCAAAUUUUUUGAACAUGAAACUCAAAUUUGGUCAUCAGCGUUAUCACCGUCAUCAUCGUCAUUACCUGGUAAACGUGAAUCUAGUCAAGAGGUGGCAAGAAAACGUGGUCUACUCUUACAGUCGAAUUUUGAAAGUUCACCAGUAGCUUGUAGACUGCAUACAGCAUGGAUGAAACUGACUCAAUUAGGCGAUCGUCUUGGUCGAAUACAAGCCGGGUUGCCUGUCCGACCUUCUGGAGAAAAUGGAACUCAGGUUUGGGUAAAUAAUGAAUUCUCCCCGGCGACUAGAUAUACACAAGUCGUCUCUUCAGCGGUGGAAAAUCACGAAUUACAAGUUUCACCGGCAAUACUACCACCUCAUCCUUCGCCUCCUUCACAUCGUCAUAUUUCUCCAGUACAAACUCAAUCGAAUUUGCCAACAAAUUUAAGAAGUAGACUAAUCAAGAAUGAGGUAAACAGAAAUACCAGAUGGAAUAAAGAUAAUCAUGAGUUUCCACAUAAUGUCAUUAGUGCUGAGAAGUUACGUCGUAGACAAACUAAUUUACGUGAUGCACUUGGAUCGCAUCAAUGUGUUUAUCCUGAUUGUAAAGAAUCACGCGAAGAAUGCUUACGUACUCAUGUGGGUGGUUGUAAGAAGGAGAUGAAUAUUGAAGACAAAAUUGAGUAUAUAUUUAGAAAGAUAAUAAACUUACAUGCCUGUCUACAGAAAGAUUACAAUGAAUCUUAUCAUUAUGAAGUCUAUCAGAGAAGAAAUUCCUCAAUAUCUAAAAGUGAAUUAAAUCGUUUAGUUAGAUAUUCAUGUCGACGACGAUGGCAUAACUCAUUUAGCUUGAAAUCAGAUUAUGAAGAAUUAAAAAUUCUUAUUGAUGAAUUAAUGAAUUCUGAGUAUCCAAAAAUCAAUAAAUUACAAGAAUGCUUUAAAUCACUGGAAGAUUUAUGGUUUGGUAAAAUGAAUUCAAGAGAGAACUUAAACAGACGUGUCAACAGAUCUAGAUCACGAUCUCGUGUUUCAAAUGAUGAACACGAUUAUAAUUCGAUUGAGUCGAUCUAUGAAGAUGUCCGAGGUAAUACUAAUGAAUUCCGUCACUAUAUCCAGCAAAACGGUACUUAUUCUCAUUCAACUAUCUCUCCGCUUAAUCCAACUGCUCCACCUAUUCCACAUACUUAUGACUCUGUUUCAAAUGACUAUGAGACUCCACAUACUCAGAAGCCUUGUCAAUCAUAUAAGGAUAAAGCGGACAAUUUAUCAAAUGAAGAGUUCUGUGACUGGACAUGGCGUGAAAUAAGAAAUCAUGGAUCAGAUGCACAACCUCUUGUAUUCCCUUCUUCUGAGGCGGUUAAUCGUACACAUCUAACGGUCAGUGUUGCAAGAUCACAGGAUCCUUGUGACACAAAAGUUGUCCCGUUGAAUAGUCAGAUGUAUCAAUUCUCUAAAACGCCUGACUUUCAUUCAGGUACAACACCGUCUGAGAAGGUAUCUAUAAAUACUAGUGAAGAUAGUUCAGAGAAUGCACCCAGCAAUAUAAAGAACGGAAUUCCUGUACACGCUAAAAAUACUACCGAAGUUCAUAUUCAGCAAAUUAAACUACUCCCAUUGAAUACUGUUGAUCAGACACGAAGAUCAACUUCCCCUGCUUCCAUCCAAAGAGACUGGUUAUCACAGCCUAACAGAACUAUCAGUGAAACUCCUUGCUUAAAUAAAGAUGAAACGCAUUGUGUAAAAGCCAAUCAGUCUGAUGAAAUCUAUUCUUAUUAUAUGCAACCAGGUGAAAUAGCUGACAGUUCUGUGGUGACCACAACAAGUCGCAGAGCUUACUUAGAUUCAAUUACACCUUCCUCAAAAAUAAACGCGAUGCCACAAUAUAUUGGAUCCAAUGAAUUCGAUCCCAGUUACAAAAAUAAACAUAAUCCACCAUCCACUAGCCCAAUACCUGAUGGUCAUAUCACACCUAAGUCAACAAAUGUCAAACUUUGUGUCAAUAAACCAACAACCCCAGAUGUUAACAGUCACGUUUCAAUUAACAAUUAUAUCUCAAGUUCGUUAGUUGACAGUACUGUUAGCAGAGAGGUCAUCCUGGAAGUUCCAGAUGUUUCGUCUAGUAAAAAUCUGGACUUAGAUCACAUUUAUAGAUCUACUCACACCAAUUUCAUUACUUCAGAUAAACAGCCGCUAAAUGUCUCAACAGAUUCAAGUAAGACGGAAAAUUCAGUGAAUGGAAUAAGUACAGCUUCACAACAUAAAGUUACAAUUUCGGAUAUACCCGCAGCUGACAGUUACUCAUCGCGAUUAACAAUGACAACAACAACAGUUAACAUAAACUUGCUUCAACAUAAAUCUUUAGAAGACAAACUGAAAUCGUCUGAAGUAACAAACGGUACAGUUCCUUCAGAGAGUUGUAUAACCACUUCUAAAGCAGAAUCAGUUCCUUCUCCGUCGUCAUUUUCACUUUCAACUUAUUCUUCCUUAUAUAAUAGCACAAGAAGAGCAUUCCAUCAAAUCUACCAAUGUCGCCAUCUUGACACCACCACCUGUCCUACUGCUAAUGACAAUGUUGAUAACGAUGCUACUGAUAGAAGCAUGAAUUCAAUGUGCGAUUUAUGCCAACAUAUGACUAAUUUGCAUACAUUAAUUUCAAUAUUACAAUCACAUUUAUUAUCGAAUCGACAGAAUCGACUGUGCAAUCUAUUACCUGUGGAUAUAGAAUCAUUCACACAGACAUCAUCAUCAAUCUCUUCGUUAUCUACCUAUUGGUCGCCUAUAAUUAAAGAAUAUCUAACAAUAAUACACGAAAUUAAAUCAGAAUUGAAUUCAUUUCAAUCCUCAUCAUCUUAUCUUGAGUGUAAAAUUGUUCACUUACCUGAGUAUAAGUCAAUGGAUGAUUUAUUGAAUAUUUGGCAGUGUAGAUUACAAGAUUUCUUGUGUCUUCGAUCAUCGAUUAACUCCGCCUCCGGUGUCAAUAUACCCCAGACACGUUGGCUUACACUAUUUAUUAGUUUAAUACAACAUAAUGAAAUUCAAGUGGAAUAUUUAAAGUCUGUAUUUACAAGUCUAAUACAUUAUAUCCAAAAUGAUUAUGAUGAAUCGAAUGAGAGUGAACCCGAAGCAAAUAAUACUAAUAAUGAUCACAAUCGCCUAUUAACAAACAGUUAUACAUCAGAAGUUGUACAAAGUCAUGAUCAUUCACAAAACAUUAGGAAUCAUCUUCCUACUGAGAGAUUAAGAAUCUCAUUGAAGCAUGAGUACUUAGAUGAUUUGAAGAGUCGACUAUUUGCUCAUGAUUUAGUCGACCAACAAACUAUUACAUCACCUAUCCAACUGUUCCCUUCAUUCAAUUCUUCUCUGUUGACUUUACCAACUGUUAAUUUUACUCCUUCUUCACGAUCUAAAAGAGAAGAGGAGGGGAAUACAUACAAAAUUCCCUCCACUGUUAUGAUUACCGGUGUUUAUGAAAAGAAUGAUAAAGAUGGGGAAUCACAAACAUCUCCUAAACUGCAUGGCUCUGGUACAGUAUCAUUUGAACAACAACAACAAACACCUAAUUUUCAUCAAAUUGUUACUCAUAACAAAAGUAGUAGUAGUACUGAACCGUUUACUGGUGAAAUUCCUUGCGGAAAAAGUAUUCAGAAGACUGAAACUCUUGAAGAAUCUAAAGACAACUGUAAUGAAACAAAUUGGAUUACAGUACGCAGAGGUAAACAAAAAAAGGCUAAAAAACGUAAAUACAAAAAUGAAGAUUAUUCGAAGGGAAAGAAUAGUAACAGAACUGGAAACCCUGAUAAUGCUGAUCAUAAAGAUCCACAUCAACUUUAUCAUAGUGUAAAGGCACCUGAGUUGAUGCAAACUUCACAUGUAGAUGAAAAACAAAUAACAAGUGGAGAUAACCAAGUGGACAGUUCACUAUACCUUAGAACCUCAACUCCAGUUUCAGAAAAAUUGUCUAGUACUAAUCAGAUAUACUCACAGGAGUUUUAUGAAGCGAAAAUCCACACAGCUAAAAAUGGUGGGAGUGAUGAGUUGAACGAUAUGUUGUCUUUUCAGCCUAAAGGCUGUCCACCUGAUGUUAGGAACCGAGGAGUCAACAUAAGUGGUGAAUCAAAACGAACAGAUAGCCUGAUUGGUAAAAACAAUUUAAGAGAGGACAGUAAACCUGGUCCCAAUGAUACCGAAGCAGACGGAAGAGUGAAGGAAGAGGAAAACGCAAACUAUACCAACAAAUCCGAUGACUUGGCGUCGUGGAUAUCCAUGCAGUCGGAUAGUUCACCAUCAGUAACUGAUUUAAAUAUGGUUUUUGGUGUGAAUACUGUUGAAGACAAACAGUGUCGUGUAGGCGAUUUUCCUAAGUUUUCUUCUGAAGACAGUAAUCUAGCUUCUAUAAAGUAUGCAACAGAAAGGAUAGAAGUUUGCAACAUUUUUAAAAGUGAUGCUACUGAUAAUUAUAAAACUACAUUAACCCCGGUGAUAACAAAUCCACCUGUCGAAUUUGAUACCCCUUUGAAGUCAGGGUAUCAUUUGGAAAGGAAUAAAAAACAUGUUCAACAUUAUGAACAUGGCACAACCGACACACAUUUCAAGGCAUCUGAGCUAAAAGUUUCAAGGGAUGCAGGCGGGGUGAAGGGGAUUAAUAGUUCCGGGACAGAGCCUAAAAAUAAAUCCCAGUCAAGAAAAUACACAAAAGUUGGCUUCAUUCAAAAUGAUGAUCAUGAAGUACUGAAUAAGGAAAUACUGUCAGAAAAUGAGAAGCAAAUUCCUUCAACAGAAGCAAAUCGCUCCAGCGUUUCCAAGGAUAAUGACGAAGGUGAUAUAAGUGCUUUAGUCAAUAUUUCUAAUGCAAGCAAAACUAACAUUUAUUCACAUAUGUUAGAAGAUAAUACAGAUGGUGGACAAUCUUUGAAAUCGAAAACGUUAGGAUUGGCGAAUGAUGAUAGCCUCGAUAAAAAUGUGAUCAAAGUGUCUCAUAGUAAUAUGACUGCUAAUGCAAGUUCACCAUCUUCACCUGUAUCCACUUCAAAUGAACCAAUACAUGAUUCUAAUAAAGUCCCACCGUCUAAAAGAAGAACACGCAAGACUAACCGUAAAGCUGCGGUAAGCCGGCAUCUAAACAAACGUCUCAUGGCCAAUAACUUAGAGCCAACAGCUAUGGUCGAUCAGUCAUCGAAAUAUCAUGCUGCUGCAAGAGGCGUAUCUACUGAACACACCAGUAUGUCUUUAAAAUCCAAACAACAUUCAGAAUCAGAUAGUGAUGCAACACCAAAUUCCUCAUUAACCCGAACAAUACCAACAUCGGAAGUACCUACAACAAUAUCCCUGAGGCCUGCUUGGUCUGAAAGUUAUCACAGUAGUUUUACAUCUGAUAAAGAUAAGACAGAUAACAUGUUUCAUGAAGAAAUCAACUCUGCUACUUUCCAACAGCAUGAGGAUAAUCGGACCAAACAAGCUUGUCUACCACCGACAGGAUCAAGUAAAUGCACAAUUUCCUUUGAGGAAACUAAUGAAAGCAGUUCGAAUAGUUUAAGCCUUACUGACCGGGUGGUUGUUGGUCCUUCACGCUUACCUGAAGGUAAUUUAAGUAAUUAUGAAUUUGAGACAUUCAGCAAGUCUAUCGAGACAAGCAAAUAUCCAUUGAGCAGCAGUAAAGAUGAAAACAUUGAUUUAGAACAAAAUGUUUAUAAGCAAAGGAAACAGCUGGAAGAAUCACAACGAAAACGCAUAACGAAACUAAGUCGAUUUUAUCAGCAUGAAUCUUUAAAGAAAGGAAAAAACAGUGAUUCAGUCAGUAGAUCAUCACAACGCUGUCAUGACAACAAUGAUGAUAAUGAUGAUGAUGAUGACGACAAUAGCAAUAAUAACAGGCAUGAUCAACAUGAAUUCCAUUCUGAGAGAAGAAAUCCUCAACUGACAUAUGAAGUAGAAAAUGUUUAUGUUUUACGUCAGAUUCCCUUCAAAAAGCAGGGUGAAUUUCAAAAUGAAUUAUCAGCUGAAUCAAGAAAUGCUGAAAAUACUAUCCAACAUAGUGAUGGGAUACACUCAUCGUCUAGUUUGUUUAAAAAUGAAAAGAGAAAAAAUGAUUCAUUCUUGACCGAUGAUGACUAUUCACAGCUUAAGAGACGACAACAGGUUAUAUCAACAAGUGAGACCGAGGAAGAUAAUUUACAAAGAAGUAUUUUCUUUUCUUUACAAGAUUUCAUCAUUAGCUGAAAUCGGUUACAGAACCAUUGGAAAACCUGCAUGGAGUACUGGAGAGCUGUUUCGCCUUACUUUGGGACUCCUCAUCGGUACACACCCACCGAUGUCAGCUCAUAAUGAAAUCCUGUAACUAAUCAAAUCCCCAUAAACCAACACUUGAAUAUCAAUCUGGUGCUCACUAGCGACUGGACCUACUCAGGUGGGUAGUUGCCUGGGUCCUAGCGAAAAGUUUUGACCAGUGGGUGUACAGCAGGUCGGGUGUGAGAACAAAUGCGCUCCACCGAUGACAUUGGCUAGUGAUCGUGGCAUAUUGUGAAUUGGCAGAAGUUGGAAUUCAUGGUCUAGCAAUUAGAUCGGAUCCCAGUGACUUAAUGGUCUACGAGCUCGCCUUGUAAGUAGAAGGUUCUGGAUUCGAAUUCGGUCAGUGAGUACUGUGAGGAGUCCCAAACUAGGACGAAACAACUUUCCAGUACUCCAUGCAGGUUUUCCAAUGGUUUUCUAACUGAUGUCAGCUCAUGAUGAAACCCUGAAACCAACCAAAUCCCUGUAAAUCAACACUCUAAUUUUAUUUUCUGUCUAUACUCUAGGUAGGUAGGCUUUUAUUAUUCAGAGAUCAGUGAAUAGUUAAGUAGUCUGUUAUAAUCUGAUAGUUUUAAAAGAUUUUUGAAGUCUAGUAAGUGUUGACUGUCCUCAUUAUCACCUUUAGUGCCAGUGUCAUUUUUCAGUCCUUAUUGUUUACGACUUGCAGCUGACAUAAUACGUAAAUCAACACACGAUUCUUCUAGUAACCGAAAGUAUCUGGCAUCUUGAUAGUUUUGCAAUUAAUGGUUUUCUUUGAGCUGGUUGGUUUAGUUGUGGAUCUUUCGUCGUCCUCCUGGGCAACAUCUUCAGCACAAUAUUUAGCAUAAAGUCAAAUGAUUUAAAUUUCUUCAUGAGUGAUAUAAUUGCGUCUCCCGAUAACCAUCUUUACCUAUGUAUUGACCAUUUUCUGUUGACAUGGAUUUUAAACUUUCUGGUCACAUGAUUUACUUUUUAUCACUUGGUAUAUUUGGUCUAUAUUAACGUGUUUGUUAAUUGCAUAUUCAUUUGAGUACCAGGCGUCUAGGGAUUUCCUGGAACUUUUGAUGUUUCGUCUGUCUGAGAUUUCGACAUUAUCCCAAUCAAAUUGAUGUCCAUAAUUGUCUAUAUGCAUUGAUAUGAAAGAAUAUAUAUCGUGUCUUUUCACGGCUGAUUUGUGUUCUUGGAUUCUGAUUCGAAGGGGAUGCCCACUCUGGCCUAUGUAAUGCAUGUUACAGUUGAUACAAUUUAUUUUGUAAAUGGUAUUAACUUUAUCUCCUUUUUCUGUUGGAUCUUUCGGUUUGCAUAAUAUCGAAUUAAGCGAUUUGACUGGCUUGUGUGCUAUAUCUAUAUGAAACGAAUUCAGUAUUCUAGCUGCUAUUUAGAGAUAUUUUCAUGUAUGGUAGUUAGGAUGAAUUUUCUUGUGAUCUUUGAUGAUGGUUCCUUGUUGGUGUUGUGAUUCGAUUUUAAACACUUUUUGAUGAAAUUUUGUGGAAGACCGUUUGUAGGUAUUUUUCUUCCAUUCUUUCCAACUGUGGAGUGCUACAAUGUGUUUGAACUCUUUUAAACAAUGUCUGCACACAGUUUCUCUUGUGAGUAACUGGAUUAUUGCUAGUAUAGUUGAUCAUUUGAUCUGUGUUCGUUGAUUUUCUGUCUACUUGUGUUUCUAAAUUUUCUGUGUUGGUUCUCUUGAUUAAGACAUCUAAAAAUGGGAUUUUGUUAUCUAAUUCUUCUUCUCUUGUGAAUUUGAUGUCUUCAAAUAUGUUGUUUAUUAAUUUAUGGAUAUAUUCUAAAUUAUUUCUCUUAAUUAUUACAAAUGCAUCAUCAACGUAAUGCAGUUUAUUCAGAUAUAUAAGGAUUAUUUUGACCGAAUUCUAAUUCAUUCAUAAUCCUGUGUAUUUGGAGAACCUAGGACACCUCUAGCCCUUAUAUUCUUUUGACCAUUUUCAUGGUAAUUUUAAACAACUUCAAACAUUUACUUCCAUCAGAUGGGGAGACUGCACUAAAAGUGUCAAUCAGGUUGUAAUUUACACAUUUCCGUAAGCGAAAAUUAUGAAAGAGUUAGAAUUUGAAUAAGAAAAUAGUCAGAUAGAUGCUUGUAAUGGUAAGCGAGGAAAAGAUUUUCAAAGGCAAAACAUUUUUUAGAGAUUAUAUCCACUGUGAUUGUAUUGGCUGAACAGACUUUUUUGUAUUCACAAGUCAUUUAGAAAAAUAUAUGGGUCGUUAUUGCUUUCGGUUCAUAUUAUUGCUGCGUAUUCUGUAAAUACAUACAAGUUAACUGUAGCGUCUUUGGUUCAAUUGUUUCCAUAGUUGUAACUACAAAGUAAUCGGAUGACUUUAAUUACAAGUUGAUAUUAGUUGAACACAAUAUUGGAAAUAAGCAACUUAUUGGACCAAUUACUUUGUUACUUUUUUUCCGUAAAACUAUAACUGGAAUUAUGUUAUGUUAUGUUGGUGAAGUUCAACAAUAGCGUCUUAGGAGUGCGAACGCUCCAACGACCUUGAACGCAUACUAGUCGUUGGCUGACGACACCUGUCACUAUCAUAACUGAAAUAUCAACGCUAUUCACCAACUAAACGGCAAAUUUCAUUCAGAUCACGUUUUUAAGUAAUGUUUGGACAAUAUGUUAAUAGUUCGUUAGGGUUAGGAUUAGGAUUAAGGUAAGUAUUGAGGCUACGGUUGCGUUGGUGGUAUAGCGGUUAGGACGCUCGCCGACCUCGCUGAGCCAGAAAUAAUGCUUGUGAAGAGGAAAGGUUAGGUAUAAGGCUAGCAACCUCAUCGUAUAAAAUAAUGACUACUACAGAAACUUCAAGUCAAUAGCUUGAAGCCCUAUGUUCCACUGGGGAACGUGAAGGAAGAAAAUUAGGGUUAGGUUCAGGAUCAGGAUCAUAAUUAGCAUUAGGGUUAAGAUAAGGGUUGUAAUUAGGGUUAGUGGUAAGUUUAGGAUUAGGAUCAGAAUUAAGGUUAGGGUUAAGACUAGGGAUAGAUUUAGAGUUGAUGUAAUUUAUUUCAAUUUGUUUUAUUAUCCACAUUUUCCUGGUAAGUAGUCGCUGGUCUUCUUACUGGAAACCAUAGUAAUUCAACCGAGGACUUUUGGGGAAGACUGCACAACAGGAUAAGAGAGAUAAACAGUUCAUAAAAACAGCUUAUGUUUAGCCUCCUCGGUGAAUACAUGUACAGGAACUAGUCUAACCUAUCGACUGAUACUCCUCAUUAUAACUGGGACGUGUCUUUAAGCCGUGUCAGAAAAAGAUACCCUUUUUAAUGUGUUUUCAGACAUUUUCUUGUAAAUAUACGCCAUUUUUUGUGCAAAAAUCACUAAUGUUUAUGAUUGGCCAGCUGAAGGUCACUCGUGCGUUCGCAUCCCUUGAGACACUAUUGUUGAAGUUUACCAUUAUGUCAUCUCUCAAGACAUGUAACACAACCAGAGAUUGAUUUUUUAAACCUACCAACUUGGAAAACAGCAUAACUCAUUUUCAUGCUUCAAAUGAAAAUUACACCCAAUUCAUAUUGAUUAGUAGUUAGUCAUGGUUUACAACUUUCGAUAUUUUUUAAAAAUAAUUAUUUCUUUUUUUCUUUUGCUUCAGAGAAGAGUUAAUCAAUGCCAAGAAAAGUACAUUAAAACGAAGAUGUUGUCGAUUAUUACCAUGGCUUUUAUUAUUACUACCACUCUUAUUUCUCUUCUUUGUCUUGUUAUGUACAUUCGUCAUACCUGGUUGUCCUUUACUUCUACCAUGGUUUAUAUGUGAUGAAAGAAGUCCAACUGGAGAAUGGAUUUUCAGGUCAUUUGUAGUAUUCCGUAUACGUGAGCCACCCUUUUAAAUAUUAAAAACAUAAACAUCAUUAUUGGAACAGGUUCACUAGUAUAGAUCAAUCCACAGCCGUGUGUUUGUUUAUCUUCUUUCCUUUCCAUUCACUACUCCUCAUUAUACAUCAUCACCUCAUAAAAACCUCAUUGAUAUAUUGCAUUUGUGAUUUAUAAUAUUCUUUGUUUUAUUCUACACUUGGUUGAUGUACACAAGUGACUCUCUAUAUAUAUUUCUUUUCUUCCUUUUAUAUACUCAUAGAUUGUAUGUUCAAUAAUAGUAAUAGUAAUCACAAUUGUUUCUAAUCUCUCAUCUCAUAUAUUUGUAUACACAUAACUAGUGUGUAGCGUGAGAAUUUCACUCACUCACUCUCUCUCUCUCUCCCUCUGACUGUCUGUGUAUAUGUGUGUAUAGUUCAGUACUAAACUGUGAUAUGUACACACAUAUCUGUGCACAACAUCUACUUAACUUAUACCUACCUGAAUGAAUACCUGAUUUUUAUACUAUACUAUUGCACAGAAAUUCAUUUCUCCCACUCUUUGUCACUCUUAUCACUCCUCCUAAUCAUCACAGAGAAAAGGAUGGUGUGGUGUGGUUUGCUACCGUCUUCAUUCUGUGUUGCUGUUUUUCUUUUAAAAUUUUUUUUUUUCAAACAUUAGUGUAUCAUAAAGUGAUCUUGUACACUAUCUAUGUCAAGUGUGCUUUUUAUUCCUUCAUUUUUACUUUGUUUUAAUAUGUACAGUAGUGAGUGAUGGUGACUAUUUUUUUUUAAAUUUAUUAUCUGCGCCAUCCACUUGGUUUAAUAUACACUCUCUUUUUUUCUCAUUUCAUCAAACACAUUACUUUUCACUUCUCACUUCAUUUAUAUACGACUUUGUAUUUCUUUAUUAAAAUCUUUUUUGGAUAUUUUAAAUAUUGUAUGAAAUAUAUUUUCAAAUUUGAAGGAAAAAAUAAUGAUAAUAAAAAGAC